AUGAAGUCGAUUCUGAGGCCAGACAUAGCGAAUGUGAGGUUAUUUGGAUCCAGUAACUACGUGCUUAGAACAGCGACAGGGGAAGCAGUACCAGUACUAGGAGAGGUCAACCGAAAGGUUCAGCUUGGCGACCUGGAAUUCAGGCACGAUUUCCUAGUGGCGAAUAUUACUGACGAAUGCAUCAUCGGAAUGGAUUUCCUCAAAGCGCACGGCUUCUCACUCGACUUCAAAGAGCGACUCCUUAAGUGGCAGAACGUCGAAGUUCCGAUAGAAAUCACACACAUGGAAGCUAAAAAGCUGCGAGUGAUAAUAGACAGCAAUACGACCAUUUCACCGUUAUCGGAAAGUUUAAUAUCUGCAAAAAUAGACGGCAAUCCGCAAGGCCACAGGUUCUAUCUCGUGGAGCCAACGAAAACGCCAGCCGUCAAAAAUCUAAUGCUGGCAAGAAUACUGAUCAAACCACGCGACGACAAUGUAAUACCGAUAAGAGUCCUAAACACAUCGGAAAGGCCGGUAGCCAUAAAACAGGGUGACGUAAUCGGUCUCUGCGAACCAGUGGCAACGAUAACGAGGCUGGAAUCGAGUGAAAUGAAAGCUGAGGUGCCAUUGCGACGAGUAUCUACUGAGGUUCUGGAACCAAACCGGUUGUCAGCUGAAGGAGUGGACGAGUUUUCUGACGGCUUUGCCGAAAGCAGCGAUGAUCGCGGAAGGACGAAGCUGGUAACUCAUCGAAUCAACACUGGAGAUUCAAAGCCUAUCCGGUAG
Messenger RNA from Hermetia illucens (black soldier fly), 765 nucleotides. RefSeq lists its product as uncharacterized. Lineage: Eukaryota; Metazoa; Arthropoda; Insecta; Diptera; Stratiomyidae. The record is from RefSeq and is a predicted model, not a curated record. Bases 1 to 765 code for a protein of 254 amino acids. The transcript has a single exon.